GUUGGAAAACAUCAACGUGUGUCUAUCGUUUCUGCACAGCCAGCAUGUCGCCGGCAUCGAGAACGUCUCGGCGCAAGAACUGCGAGACGGCAAGUUGAAGGCUAUUUUGGCGCUCUUCUUCGCCCUUUCGCGCCACAAGCAAGCCGCGAAAGCUGGCAGGCAUCAAGUCUCCGCGCAACAGCAGCAGCAGGACAUGACUCCUAAUAGAUCAUCAGCAAUAGUUCACAAAGGUGGCAGCAGCAUCCCACUACCGGGAUCUUCCCUACCAGCUCGAAGAUGCCCCCCGGACAAAGUUCGUCCGGUAGCGAGCAGCUCCAGAAGUACCAGUCCAGCAUUGUCAAUGAUCCCAAGAGCACCGCCCACUCAAAUAGCGAGCCCGUACCAAAGCAACAAUCAAUCGCAAAAGAACUCAAUGCUGGAUAAGCUCAAGUUGUUUAAAAAUAACGAUAAACCUGUACCGGUUAGUAAUGGGAAAAGGACCAGUAGUUCUAGUGGAGUAUCGUCGGCUAGGAGUGAACGUAGCGACUCCAGUAGUAUCAGCAUAGAACAUAGUGUUGAUCUUAAACCUGUGAGGAAUACUUCAAGGUUAAAACAAACCCGUCCCAGCAAGCCAACCCAAGUCAAAAACAGUCCAAACUCUAGUAAAAAAGAAGUUACCAACAAAUCCAACAAAAUAGCUGCAGACGUAGAAAAACACGCCUAUAAAAUUGCAAACCUGCCUACCACCAAACUAGCUGAACCUAAAAUUAGAGUUACGGUCAGUAAGGAACCUCAAAAUAAAGUUACUCACCUACCAGUACAUAAUGGUAGUUUACCGGGGGUUGGUACUGGUAUCCCCAAACCUACAGCUGCGGUUAAAGGUACUAGCAAGAUUUCUAGAGAUACGAGUGUGACUUCUUUAAAAGGACUUAAUGGCACUUCUGUUUCUAGAGAAAAUUCACAAUUAUCGUUGAAACAGCAGAAACCUACUGUUGCUCUAAUUUCGCCAAUAAAAAAUGAAAAAGAUCCGCAACUAUCUGAAAGCAGUCAUAGUGCUAGUACUGGGCAUCACAGUAAUUCCAGCGAGAGUUCUGUUAUUUACAAACCUUCAAGCGAAAGUGGUUCUGACCAUCCUAAUAUCAUACCAAAUAGGAAAGAGCCUGUUAACUACAUCACCGCUGUAACUGACCAAUCUCCUCCACCUCCAGCACCGCAAACUCCUAAGGAUUCCUCCAACGAAGCUGAUAAUCUACAUAACAACGACAAAGAAGCUAAUAACAUAUCUUAUAAUAACAUAGUCAAUAGAGAAAAAAUAGAUAUAUCUAAGGACAGGGAAAAAGACAUACUGAACCAUAUCAAAGAGGUCUAUUUAGAGGACAAAGAUGAAAACUUAUCAAUUGAACCAAUGCGGCCUUUUACUUCGGGGUUAUUGUAGUACUUUGACGUUACCCGCGAGACAGAGACAGUACCAGAGGGUGCAGCCCGACGGAGGGUCCGAUUAUUGUGAGAUCGCUUUGGCAAAUGGAUACCUAUCUGAUGGUGAAAUAUUAAGGAAUACCGUGGUUAUGGAUAUUGGAGAUGGGUAUAUGUCUGAAGGGGGGGUCUAUUUUGUAUGCCAGGAGAUUGCAAACGAUGCCGUCACAUCUUCCAAAUGGUACCCCUCGUCUCCCCACCGGCCUCACCGUGUUGACAGAACAAUCCAGUCGCAGGGGGGGCUCCAGCGAGUCUCCCCCACCUCCUCCCGCUCCCCGCGUCACCUCCAAAUCGUCCAGAAACGGCGUUUCUAUCCAACAAGACACCAAACACUCCAACCAAGAAAUUAAACACGCCCAUCACCAACAGUGGAAGCGAUACACUGAUUCACCAGGUGUGGGAUCUCCUCCGCCACCGCCGCCCGCGCCGGCGCCUUUGAGUCCGACGCAAGGGAGAAGGGAGAGAAGGACCAGCCCGCAUGGCAGUGGAGGGGGGAGCGGCAACAAAGAGAAGAGUGGAAAAGGAGCUAGAGGCGUACCCCAGAGUUUCGGGUAUUUUAAAAGGAAUGGAUCGGGAGUAAAUGGGGCGGUGAAUGGAACAAGCAAUGGGCAGAACGUACAAAUAAUCCAGAAUCAAACUCCGGGAAAAACUGCAGCUGUCUCGGCCGUACCCAGAACCAAAGUUAAAGUUUCAGGAGGCACUCAAACUUGUUCUAGCGAUCUUCAACCAACACACAAAACAAGUCCUCCUCAAUUCAAAAGCUACUCCCUUACCGGCAACACUGCGAACCAGCUGAGCCAGUCUGUGCGAGAACGCCUGAUGAUGGGAUCACAAAGUCUUCCAAAAGGUGCCGGUGGCACCCAUCAAGAAUAUAGUUUGGUGAUGCGACAAGUCAGGCCCAAAGCCAGCGAUGGGUCCCUAUCCGAUACCCAAGCCCUUGAGAAUAAUAGCAGCGCUUAUGCUCCAUGGUUACGACAUAGCAAUACUUACUCAGUGGCACCCAGACUUUCAGAAACAGAUAGUAUGGAAUCUUUAACAAGUCUACCAGGCCACAGAAGCAGUUUGACGCACGCAAGAUUAUUAAGGGAUUCCCCAUCGAGGUUGAGUCGAAGCAAUAGUAUAAGAUCUACUAAAUCAGAAAAAUUAUACCCCUCGAUGCUGCAUCGUAAUACAGAACCCGAAACAGAGCCUUACUAUUGUCUACCAAUUGGCAGCCUUAGCCACUGGUCACAACCUACCAGUCCGGCCCCCGGCAGUGCAAGGACGUUCCCGCUUUCCCCCACACAUUCUAGUACACCAAGACAUAGUAUACCGAAGAAUGAUGAUGUGCACGGAUCGUCGAUAAGUUUGGUUUCAACAGCCUCGAGUUUGUACUCUUCUGCUGAAGAAAAACAAGCACACGAAAUUAGAAAACUACGAAGGGAACUGACAGAAGCUCAAGAAAAAGUUCACACGCUCACGUCACAACUCAGCACUAAUGCUCACGUGGUCUCAGCCUUCGAGCAGAGUCUCACUUCUAUGACGCAAAGACUUCAACAUUUAACUGCCACAUCAGAGAAGAAGGAAAGCGAACUCCAAGAGCUUCGACAAGCCAUGGACGCUCUCCGCGCUCAAUCCAUCCAAGCCGGUAUAGGCUCCACCCUAGCCCGUCAACCUUCUUCUGACAGCGUCUCGAGUCUCUCUUCCGCCUGCAGCCUCGACAAACACGACAAGAAAAAGAAGAAAGGCUGGUUGCGUAGUUCGUUCACCAAAGCAUUUUCGCGGAACGCCAAAGUCAGCAAAGUCCAAUGUCAAAGCGAUAAUACAGAAGAAAGAACACACAGUCCCCUUCCGGUACCACCAACGGAUCCGGGACUCGAAGUGGUCGAGCUCCAGAAGCAGCUCAGAGAGAAGGAUUUGGUUUUGACGGAUAUAAGGUUGGAAGCGUUGAGUUCUGCACAUCAGUUGGAGAGUUUAAAAGAUACCGUUAUGAAAAUGAGGAGUGAAAUGUUGAGUCUAAAACAAAAUAACGAACGACUUCAGAGGAUGGUCACCGGAACUCCUAAUUUACCUACAGAUCUCACCGAUACGAGAAGUAGUAAUAGUAUCGAUGCCUUAAGUGACCUCAUUCCUACCGAAGAACCUGCGCCUGAAGUGGAAACUGACGGCAAACGAAUAGCAAUUUCCGUAUAUUUAGGACAACCACAAAGUUUUGACAAGUAUUAUUUGGAUCAUUACGGGUAUGACGGCUUAAGUGAUAAUGCCAAUACUGAAAUAUCUAUAGCUCAUACUAACAUAGGUGCCGCAUCCUCAUGGGCACAACUCGACAACGCUGUCAGGAGAGCAUUCAAGCAAUACGUUGCCAGAUUGGAUCCUGGAGGUGGAUUAGGGUUAGGUAGCGACGCCAUAGCUAGUUAUAAAUUAGGAGAAGCAGAAAGAAAACCAGAUUCCGGCCCUCCAGACCUCCUUCCUGUAGGCUACGCGGUCGGUAGAGUAUCAAACUUACACGUUGUUCUGCAACCCGUAGCAGCCUUAGCUUUCGAAGCCUUAAUACCAAAAGGGGUUGCGCAACGACUGGUCUCUUUGUUAGCGGAGCACAGGAGAUUGGUGCUAUGUGGAGCACCCGGUACCGGAAAGACGCAUUUGGCAACUAGAUUGGCUGAAUUUCAUGCACAGAGUCUCGGAAGAGAUCCAGCAGAAGCUGUGGCUACUUUCAAUGUUGACAACAAAUCUGGCAAAGAACUUCGUCAAUACCUAAAUCAUCUCAGUGAACAAGCCGCCGCAGGUGACAACAGCGUUCUUCCUUGCGUGGUGGUUCUGGACAACCUUCAUAAAGCCGGCACCUUAGCGGAUGCAUUAGGCUCUCUGCCUCGAAAUUUACCUUGCCUAUUAGGAACCAUGGCGCAGAGUGCUUGCUCUGCGACUAGCCUUCAACUUCAACACGGUUUUAGAUGGGUCCUCGUUGCACCACAUAUGGAACCCGCUAGGGGAUUGCUAGGAAGAGUUUUGAGAAGGAGGUUGGCUGCAUUGGAACUAGAACAGGGUCCACAACCGGAAUUGGCUGCAAUUUUGGGAUGGUUACCAAGAGUGUGGCAGCAUCUGAACGCUUUUCUGGAGACGCAUAGCAGCGGAGAUGUUGCUAUCGGUCCCAGAUUAUUCUUAAGUUGUCCACUGGAGCUGGAUGCAGCUCGAGCAUGGUUUGCCGACGUCUGGAAUUACUCCCUAGCGCCUUACCUGAGAGAAGCAGCUCGUGAAGGUCUCCAACUUUACGGUCGUCGAGCUCCUUGGACGGACCCCACCCAAUUCAUCCUUGAUACGUACCCUUGGCCAGGUUCGCCACCUCAGGGAUUAACCACAAUUUCUGCCAAAGACGUGGGGCUCGAAGUGGGUCCUUCGGCACAAUCCGAAAACGAAGCUGAUCCCCUGUUAAAUAUGUUGAUGAGGUUGCAAGAAGCCGCGAAUUAUUCCAGUCCGCAUUCGAACGAUUCGGAUUGUAAUAGUUUGGACUCGAAUUUAACCAAUGGGGGUAAUUUAGGGACCGAGAAUGUUUCGCAGGUUUGAAAAUAAUUAAAAUUUGAACUGUAAAAGUGUAUUGUAAGGAAACUGGUCGGUUUUUAAGAUGGUAUUUUUUCCUUGUUUAUUGGAUACAAAUUCUCGUAGGAAAGAUUUUGAUAUUAAUAUUUAAAUUAUUAUUUUUGAACAAGGCCCUCCAUUUGAAUAAUUAUUUUCCAUUAUUAAUGUUGGUACAUACAAUUAGGUUAAAUAAAAGAAAAUAGUACAUACACAUGUCUUCCAAUUGAAUUGUCCCGUCUAAAUAUACGUUACUAUAUUUUUAUUAGAAAUAUCUAUAUAACAGAUCUUAUAAAAAUCCAACUGACAAACUUAUAUUAGAAUUCAACCCCAACCAAUCAUGAUAUUACGAAAAAUAGUUUUUGGAAAGGCAAUUUAUUGCUUUAAUUUAAAAAAAACGAAAGACUAUUUGCAGUAAAUAUUUUAUAAAUUGAAGAUCUCGGUCGUAAAACUUGUUAACUGACAAAAAGUAAAUUUUAUAAGAAUUGUGUUUUUUAAAUAGCAAAAAAAUGUAUUUUGAGCAGUAUUAUCAUCUCGUAUAUCCCCCGUAAACACACAUAAUAUAAACGGAAAUAAUCAAAUACUAGUCAAAAUAUUAUCGAUCGGAGCACCAUCUUUACUACAUUACAUGAAGUAAUUAUUGAUUUUUCGGGGUUGGUUUAGAGUUAAAUUAGACGCCAUUUUUGGUCCAAAUUCGUUUUGACAUGUUUUUUCAAAGAAAGUGACUUAUAAAUUUCAAAUCUACACGUUUUGAAAAAUAUACAAUAUUUAAAUAUUCUGAGUGUACCAAAUUCCAAGUAAAGGUUGAACUUAGGUCGUAUUACAUUUUUUUUUAUUAUUUGUUUGACAUGGAGGUUAAAAUAAUUCUACACGGCACCUUUGAGAUUAAAUAAAAGGGGGUUAUUUUACAUGAUUGGUUUUUAUUGAAAAUAAUAAAUUUAUUAAUUUUCAAUAGUAAGGUGACCUAAGUUAGACCUUUAUUUUUAAUUUGGCCAAAAAUUAGAUUUUUAAACACUACAUAUUCGGAAAACUGUCGAUUUAACUUUUGGUCUACACAUACACUUUUAAUACACAGGGAUACCCCGUCCUUAAGUCACAUGUCCUAAGUAAAUCCUAAGGAUCAUCAUGAAACAAUAUACUAUUUACAUCAUCGCUGCGUUUUUAAAGAAUCUACCUCAAUCACAAAGCUUAAGAGUCGUUUUUGAUGGUUCAGCUAAAUCAUCAUCAGAUAUUUAAUAAUAGUUCUUCUUACAAUAAAAUUACAUUUCUUGUAAAAACACAUUUUAAAAAUUUAAAAUUAAAACCACCAAACAAAAAACCUUCAUCAAUAUUCCUCUUGAUUCCACCCGAACUUUCACUUCGCGUCCAGCCGUCGUUCAUCGUUAUUCAACGAUAAUAUUUGGCUACUUUUAAAAUGGUCCAGUUACACCAACCAAAAGGACAAUUUUUAUUAUUUCCAUUCAAGGGGGACCUUUUUUUGAUUAAAUACGAUUCAUUUUGAAUUUUUUUAAAUUUAUUUAGGAUCUGUUAUCUUUCACUUCUAAAAUACUCAGAUACCGAUUUUUCGAAAUGUUUUACGAGCGAGAUCUUCAAUUAUUGUUCCUUAGCGGACUUGUUGAUUUGGAAUAAAUCCGAAUAAAGAAACAACACUUUAUGAUUCUGGAUCGCUUUAAAAUUAUUUUUACUGUCUUUUAUUAGACAGUAAAAAAUGUAUGUAUUUAAAUAGGUUCAUUAUUUUGCUUACUUUUGGUCAUGUGAUUAGUUUUUAAACACAUGUGUCUUUUUACUUUGCCUUAUUUUAUACUUUUUGUAGUAGAACCUUCCCUUGAUAAUAUAAUAUGUUUAUAAACAUUAAUGUCAAAAUCUAUUCUACAAUCUAACACAACAAAUUAAAAAUAACUAAAUGUUUAACAUAUUUUAAAAUUGUGUUAAAAUAUACAUAAAAAAACGAACAGUUUCUUGACAAAUUGCAUCCUAUUAGCCCUAAAGCGUAACUUGACUAUAACAGAAGUGCUUAAAAUGUUCUUGUAACAUAGUGUUAAAGCCCUAUUUAUUUUAUGAAAUAUACACAACUUUUUAUAACGCGCUUAAAAUCAAAUCUCAAUAAUAAAUACUUGAGCCGGUUUUCCGGAUUAUACAGGAUGUCCAAAAUAGCUACAAAUUCUCAAUAAAAAAUAUAAAGAAUUUUGUAAUUUAGUGUUUACAAAAAUUUAUUUUGGGCAUGUUGUGUAUUUCUCGUUUUGCCUUUAUUAUUUUUUUUUAGUUUAUUUACGAGUUUUUUCUGGUCAUAG
This is a messenger RNA of Psylliodes chrysocephalus, 7292 nucleotides long. NCBI's taxonomy places the organism in Eukaryota, Metazoa, Arthropoda, Insecta, Coleoptera, Chrysomelidae. The record is from the annotation of a GenBank genome assembly.